Messenger RNA from Dentiscutata heterogama, 933 nucleotides. The record is from the annotation of a GenBank genome assembly. Lineage: Eukaryota; Fungi; Glomeromycota; Glomeromycetes; Diversisporales; Gigasporaceae.
AAACACUAUCACUGAAUAAAGAUGGAUUUCCACUAUCAAGUAUUCUCAUAUCAAAAUCCGAAGAAAAAUAUAUGCCGACCAAAAGAAACUUGACCAUCGAAACUGUCUUUAAAGCUCAAACAUCAAAGCCUCAACACAAAAAGGAACUUUUUAAUGCUGACAAUCGGGAAGUAUAUAGUGUGAAAGAAACAGAAGAAAAGAUAAUCAAGAUCAAGAAUCAAGAAAAGAAAAAUCACUUGUCAACUGAUCACGAAAUUGCCGUUAACUAUGAUUUACUAGUUCCUGUUCGAAACCAAAAGAAGAAUGAAUCAAGAAAAUAUAGCAAUAAGGACCUAGUUAUAAAGAAUACUCCCUGGGAAGCUGAAGCUAAAAGAAAUAAGCAUAAGGAAUCUAGUUAUUAUCAAAAACCAUCAAAAAUAGAAGGACCUAUCAAUCAUCAACCUACCAACAAUAAUCUUGGACACUAUAACCGAAACAGAGUUAAAAUUGAAACAAACGAUCAUAAAACAUCCGUUUAUUAUCAAGAAGUUUCUGAGGUUAAACAAACUGACAAACCUUAUACCCUUGAUGUUAAGUCUGACAACAACGUUAAUGAUGAUGAUAACAAUGAGACCUGGUACCCUUGUAACGACAAGAUUCCAGAAGAAUGGUUGGGUUCGAAUGACCAUAAAGAACUUACUAAAGCCGAAUUGAAAGUCAUGGAGAGUUUAGAUAAAAGCGACGAACCUGAUAACUAUAAAGAAGCUGAUGAAAAGAUUGAAUACGCUGAUGAUACUGAAAAAAAUAGCAAAUAUUCAGCUGCCUCUCCGAAGCUUAUACCUAUAGAGAAAAACUAUCUACUAAAAAUUGGUGCUAAACAAGACCAACAUCAGUCACUUACCGAUUCUGUGUGUAAUCGCAAUGAAAAAGGAAUUAUUGCACCUACUCAAUAUG